CAGACGAUGCAGCUGGUUGUCAUGGCAACAGUGCUGGCACUGGUGGGGGCGGGGCAGGGCUGCAGAUCCAGGUGUCAUCUGACCGAGGUCCGCAUCCCUGUGGAGAGCUGUGGCAUCACCGAGUGGAUCAACACCAGAAUAUGUUUAGGACAGUGUUACCACGAGGAUUCGCCCUACAUCAGCCCUACUGGCAGGGAAAAACAGAAAGUCUGUAACGGGGACUGGUCCUACGAGGUGAUGCACAUUAAAGGAUGUCCAGUGGGUGUCAGGUACCCUGUGGCCAGAAACUGCAGGUGUACCGAAUGUAACCCCGAAAACGCGUACUGCGGGCACUUUCACGGACACAUAUCCAGCUGUGUCUCAUUUUAA
Perca flavescens (yellow perch) is the source of this 369-nucleotide messenger RNA. Its product is annotated as gonadotropin subunit beta-1-like. The record is from RefSeq and is a predicted model, not a curated record. Lineage: Eukaryota; Metazoa; Chordata; Actinopteri; Perciformes; Percidae. Gene Ontology annotation, biological process: ovulation; G protein-coupled receptor signaling pathway. Gene Ontology annotation, molecular function: hormone activity. Bases 7 to 369 code for a protein of 120 amino acids. Gene Ontology annotation, cellular component: extracellular region; cytoplasm. The transcript has 2 exons.